ACGGUGCGCGGUUUGGACGAAUCUCGAAUUUAGUAGUGAAAUCAGUGGCAAUUAUCUAGGUUAAAGUGUUGUGCAUUAGUGAAUUGGGAAGUGAUGUUGCAGUGAUCUCUGAUCUUCUUCCACAAGGAUAACUGUGGGAACAGCCGAGAGCAAGAAUUUAGAAUUUUUGAUACCUUAUCAGCCCCAUGAGUGACAUAAUUUUCGCUAGAGCAUAGAGCAAAACCAGUUGAACAUAGAAGUGAAUGAACACGGGGAAGCAACAAUUUAGCUAUGCGUGAACCUCCAGCGAAAUUAUUGUUAUCAGCUCAAAUGGACUUCCACUACACAUAAAUAGAAGCCAAAUUUCGUAACGCUUUCUUCCGUGUUCGGAACCGGUUAAAAUACGAAAGCUUAUCAACCGCCGAGUGUGAUUAGUGCAACUUUCUACUUCCAGGAUCACUGCCAACAGCUGCAGUUCUGAUUCAUUAUUCGUGGUGAAGAACCUAGAAACGAUGUACUAAGUGUCACCAGGGAUCAGAUAAGAACGUCUUUCGCGUCCGCUUCGAUCAGAAAAGUGAUGAAGUUUCGACUUAGUGCGACGGUUCUACCGUUGCUGCUGAUAGCUGUGAUACUAGUCGAUCAGAUAAAGUGUGAAGAUGAAGCGCCGGAUGUGGUUCGAAGGCCGGUAAAGAAAAAGGGUAAGAAAAGUAGCAAAGUAAAAACGAAAUCCGCACCGAAACCUGCCAAAACGAAGGAACGACCGCAAGCCGAUGCGCCGCCAGCUUAUUCCGAGUACGACGAUUACGAUCCCUACGAUUACGGUGAAAACGAACGGGACUAUGAUCAGGACAAUGGCAAACGAACCACUGAAGCAAGUUUUCGCCAGCCAGAUGAUGAAAUUCCCCGCGGAGAAGUACCAUCCCCACAUAUUUCCGUCAGCGUAAGGCCGCCGGAGCCAGAAUCGAUCGUUCAGCCAUUCACGUGCUUCUUCAAAGAAAAAUGGUAUCGCGAGAAGGAACAGUUUCAAUCGGGCUACAACGAUUGCGCAACCUGCCAGUGUCGAAAUAGUCAAGUUAUUUGCGAUGAAGCUGACUGUCCAAAGAUUACGACGAACGUAACCGUGGAAAUUAUUCCACCAUCAACAACUACUACGGCGGCACCUGAAUACGAGGCAUCACAUGUGAUCCACCGGCCACCACCAGGUCCAAGCGGGCAACCUGGAAGCCCCGGUGAAGCAGGUGCACCUGGUGUUCCUGGUACACCUGGUGUACCCGGUCUCCCAGGCCCUCCGGGUCCAGCACCAGAUCUAACAUUCUACACCCAGCAGCUGCAAGAUUCAAUGGCUGGUUCAGACAAGGGACCUUCCCCUGAUAACUUCCAGUUCAUGCAAGCUCAGGUUGGACCUGUUGGACCACGCGGACCUCCUGGCCCUCCUGGUGUCUCCGGACCGCAAGGCUUUCAGGGAACGAGAGGUGAACCCGGUGAACCUGGCCCACCAGGUAUCUCCGGUCUUCCGGGCGUUCGAGGACUUCCUGGUCCACCUGGUAAGGAUGGGGCCCCUGGAGAUGAUGGAGAUGCAGGCCCUCAAGGAUUGGUAGGACAGCCCGGUCCUCGAGGACUGCCAGGAUUACCUGGAGUACCGGGAAUUAAAGGGCACCAAGGUUUUCCUGGACUGGAUGGUCCCAAAGGAGAGCAAGGUGCUUCAGGUGAAAAAGGAUCUGUGGGUGGUGCUGGUCCUAUUGGUGCUCCCGGACCAAUAGGAUCUGCAGGACCAAGAGGCGAACGUGGCCGUGAAGGACCACCUGGACCACCUGGCUUGCGAGGCAUCGACGGCAUUGCUGGUCCACCCGGUCAACCGGGACCUGUAGGAAAACCUGGUCCUCCUGGUUUUCCUGGUACACCGGGUAAUAAGGGCGAUUUGGGUGCACAGGGUCCCAAAGGCAGUCAAGGCCCCCAAGGACCUCGUGGUGAGUCAGGAAGGCCAGGGCAACCAGGAGAACCGGGAUUGAACGGUCCACCUGGAAAAGAUGGAGCGUCAGGCGAGAAAGGAUCAGUGGGUCAACCAGGAAUAGCUGGUCCACCGGGAUUCCCGGGACCGAGAGGAUCUCCCGGUGCCAAUGGCAGCCCUGGGGAGACAGGCGUGAAAGGAGAACCUGGUCUCCCAGGAGAAAGGGGAUACAAAGGAGAAGCCGGCAUAAAAGGUGAAGCUGGAGUACCAGGACCGCGAGGUCUCCCCGGAGCAAUAGGGCCAGAAGGAAAGCGUGGUAAACGAGGAAUGAAGGGUCCUACGGGCUUAUCUGGUCCACAGGGCGAACGAGGUUUACCAGGUGUACCUGGUUUACCUGGUCCCGACGGCGCACAGGGCAUUAAAGGUCAAAGUGGAGACCGAGGGGCAAUGGGUCCACAAGGCAACAAAGGCUCAAGUGGAGAUCCUGGUGCUCCAGGUCCACCAGGAAUACAAGGUCUUCGUGGUGUGCCGGGAAGACCAGGUUCUCAAGGCAAAGCCGGUGCUCCUGGAGAGAGAGGUUUACCAGGAUCUGAUGGAAAGGUUGGUGAACCGGGGCAUCAAGGUUUGCAAGGUCUUCCAGGCCCAAUUGGUUUACCAGGAGAUAAAGGCUUCACGGGAGAACCGGGCAAAGAUGGCGAUAUUGGACCCCCAGGAACUCCAGGACCACGUGGAGACGCAGGAAAAGAUGGACCACCCGGAGUUGCAGGUCCUCCGGGACCUCCUGGAAAUGAUGGAGACCGUGGUCCACCGGGACCGGCCGGUCCACGAGGAUUCCAAGGUCUACCGGGAACACCAGGAAAUCCAGGUGCAUCAGGAAAAGAUGGACAAACUGGCCAACCUGGACCUUCAGGGUUAGCCGGUCAACCAGGCAUUAGAGGAGAGCGUGGUUUUCCGGGUGAAAGAGGACCAAUUGGAAUUCCCGGUACGCCAGGAUUACGAGGAGAACCUGGUUCCCAAGGCAAUGAUGGUCCAACAGGUUCUCCUGGGCCAGCUGGAAUUAAGGGUCAUCAGGGAGCUCCAGGUAUGAUCGGUAUGCCCGGUUUGAGAGGCCUCCCAGGUCCAUCUGGUGAGAAGGGGGAACGAGGUGCAGUUGGACCAAUUGGACCCGAAGGUGCAGCAGGUAGAACAGGAGAAAGAGGACUUCAAGGACCGAUGGGAGCAACGGGCCCACCUGGAGAACCGGCAGAAAAAGGUGAACCAGGAACCCCUGGAAUUCCGGGUGAACCAGGAGCACCCGGAUCCAUCGGUGAACGCGGAGCGGUCGGACCGCAAGGUUUACAAGGUUUCCCAGGACCACAAGGACCCGUUGGUUUACCAGGUUCAAAGGGUGAUCGUGGAGCAAUGGGAUUGAAGGGAGAGCAAGGAAUCAGUGGCAAUCCGGGAAUACCGGGUGAACCCGGGCCACAUGGGCUGAUUGGAUUGACCGGUAGCAAAGGAUCCCGUGGUGAGCCGGGCUUGCGUGGGGAGACUGGAUCCAUGGGAAGUCCUGGAAGGCCCGGUGAUCCUGGUGCAGCGGGACAACCUGGCAAUCAAGGAGCACCCGGACCAGCUGGAUUAGCUGGCCAAAAAGGCAAUCCUGGUGACACAGGAAGACAUGGAAAUCCGGGACCACAAGGAUUGCCUGGUCAACCUGGACCGGAGGGAAUGAAGGGCUCAGCUGGUAGUGAUGGUCCACCAGGACCUCCUGGUAAUUCUGGUCCCCAAGGAGCUCCGGGAGACCGCGGAAUGCCAGGCUUGCCAGGAUCUAGCGGACAAACGGGUGCUAGGGGCCUUCGAGGAGCAGCUGGUGAGCCUGGUCAGGCUGGUAAGCCAGGACAUGAUGGACCACCAGGUCAGCCAGGAACUGCUGGACCUUCUGGUCCUCCGGGACCUGCUGGAGAUCCAGGCCAUGAGGGACCGCCUGGAAAACAAGGACCACCUGGUAUUGCUGGAAGAAUUGGUGAUAAAGGACCAGUGGGCACACCCGGCUCUCAGGGACUACCUGGUGCCCCAGGUUUACCAGGCCCACCAGGACCACAAGGUCUUAUCGGUCUGUCCGGUGAACGAGGAUUGCGUGGGGAAACAGGAGCUCAGGGUAUUGAAGGCCCGCCAGGUCCUCGCGGAAAGUCUGGUCCACCAGGAAUGGAAGGCGCUAAAGGAGAUGUUGGAGAAGCAGGACAAAAAGGUGUAAAAGGCCACCGUGGUUUGAUUGGUCUGCAAGGACUUCCAGGACCUGGAGGACCACCAGGAGAUAAAGGCGAUUUGGGUGCGAUGGGACAACCUGGUAAGCCAGGUGAGGCAGGACCUCGGGGUCCCCCAGGUCGAGAUGGAUCACCCGGUCCUCAAGGUAUGGUUGGUAUUGUUGGACCUCGGGGUCCUCCAGGAAACGAUGGUAAAUUCGGUCCCAUGGGACCAGCGGGUCCGCCGGGACCUCCUGGACCUCCUGGAGAUGGUAUUGGUUACGACGCUGCUGCUCUAGCCGCCCUCCUAGGUCAUGGUCAAAUGAGUAACACCAAGGGACCGGACCCAAAUCUUGGCGAUGAACCCAUGAAGUUUAACAAAAUAUUUGAUUUAACCGACGAAGAACGUAGAAAACUGGUCGAAACAGCAUACGAGAAGCUGAAGACGACAUUCGGUACAUUUAAAAAACCAGAUGGCAAACAGUCCUCUCCAGCGAAGACAUGCAGAGAUUUGUUUGCAGCCUAUCCAGAAUACACAUCGGGCCAUUACUGGAUAGAUCCCAAUGAAGGAGAUGUACGAGAUGCUAUUUUAGUGUACUGCGACGCAACAACUAAAAGUACUUGUGUACUUCCUCAACCGUUGCGAACUAAAGAACUGCACCACAUCGGUGAUGAAAAAGAAGUUUGGCUGGGCGAGAUGGAAACUGGCAUGAAAAUUACUUACAAAGCGGAUAGUAACCAAAUAGGUUUUCUGCAACUGCUAUCUGCUUCGGCAUCGCAAAACAUAACCUAUAACUGCAAAAACAGUGUAGCUUACUUCAGCAAAGAUACCAAUAACUACCGGCAGAGCUUGAAACUGUUGGCUUGGAAUGAUGCCGAGCUAACAGCGAAAGGACCCCAGCGUCUACGCUAUGAUGCCAUCUUGGACGAAUGCCAACAUCGAUCGCCGACUUAUGCUCAAACGAUUCUUACGUACAAAACAGAUAAACCAACGAGGCUACCAGUUAUCGACAUCGCGGUGCGGGAUGUUGGUGAACUCAAUCAACAGUUCUGGAUCGAAAUCGGAGCAGUUUGUUUUUACUGAAAAAAAAGCUAACGAUUAAAGCGGCUGAAAUAACAUUAAAACUAGGCUAGGUCAAACCAAAGAACUUGUCAUGAUAGAGCAAUUUAUAAAUCAGGUACUGCAGUGGCAGCAAUGCCCAUCGAACUACUGCCAAAGCGAACAACGUCAAUGAAAGUGAUAUUUCGGAAGCAUCUUGUAACAAGAUUUUUACAACUAAGAUUAGCGUAGGUUCCCCUUUUGUAGUUUCGCUAAGUAGGUUUAAGAGCAUUCAGUGUUGAAAUACAACUGAAAUACAAAAUAAAA
This is a messenger RNA of Wyeomyia smithii (pitcher-plant mosquito), 5512 nucleotides long. RefSeq names its product collagen alpha-1(I) chain-like. Gene Ontology annotation, molecular function: extracellular matrix structural constituent. Lineage: Eukaryota; Metazoa; Arthropoda; Insecta; Diptera; Culicidae. The record is from RefSeq and is a predicted model, not a curated record. Bases 557 to 5230 code for a protein of 1557 amino acids. The transcript is spliced from 19 exons.